Molecule: messenger RNA, 1083 nt
Organism: Prunus armeniaca (apricot)
Lineage: Eukaryota; Viridiplantae; Streptophyta; Magnoliopsida; Rosales; Rosaceae
Source: the annotation of a GenBank genome assembly
AUGGUGGGGAUAAUACCCAUGGCGUCCUCAAUCAGACCCUCGCUAUCUACGUUGAGGUUCGCUGGGGCUUCUCGCUUGGGCCUUUCUCUCGCUUCCUUCACUCCUCGGAGACUCGCUUGCUUUCACCUCGCUAGUGCUGUGCCACAGUCACAGUCUUUCGGUCUGAAAGCUUCUAAACUGUUGAGAGGAGAUGGUAAAACCAUAGGGGUGGCUGCUGGUGGGAAUGCCGCGCAAGCAAGCACAACGGCUACCCCGGAAAAUGUCCUAGAGUGGGUCAAACAGGACAAGCGGAGGCUGCUCCAUGUUGUUUACCGCGUCGGGGAUUUGGACAGAACCAUAAAAUUCUACACAGAGUGCCUGGGAAUGAAAUUGUUGCGGAAACGUGACAUACCAGAGGAAAGAUACACCAAUGCUUUUCUCGGAUAUGGGCCAGAGGAUUCCCACUUUGUUAUUGAACUCACUUACAAUUAUGGAGUUGACAAGUAUGAUAUUGGAACUGCAUUUGGUCAUUUUGGUAUUGCUGUUGACGAUGUUGCCAAGACUGUGGAACUCAUAAAAGCAAAGGGUGGCAAGGUAACACGAGAACCUGGUCCAGUCAAAGGUGGCAAUACAGUAAUCGCAUUUGUUGAAGAUCCUGAUGGUUAUAAGUUUGAACUUUUGGAAAGAGGGCCUACCCCUGAGCCCUUAUGUCAAGUUAUGCUUCGUGUGGGUGAUCUUGAUCGUUCCAUAACUUUUUACGAGAAGGCUUUUGGCAUGGAGCUUCUUCGCAAAAGAGAUAAUCCUGAGUACAAGUAUACUAUAGCAAUGCUGGGUUACGGCCCUGAAGACAAAAAUGCUGUUCUGGAGUUGACAUACAAUUAUGGGGUCACCGAAUACGACAAAGGAAAUGCUUAUGCUCAGAUAGCUGUAGGCACAGAUGACGUCUAUAAAACUGCUGAAGCAAUUAAACUCUGUGGGGGCAAGAUUACCCGGGAACCUGGGCCCUUACCUGGUAUCAACACAAAGAUCACUGCUUGCUUGGACCCUGACGGUUGGAAGUCGGUUUUUGUGGACAAUGUUGAUUUCCUCAAGGAAUUGGAGUGA